AUGAGAUUCACCAGAGAUAUAUGCUGGUUCUUGGGACUCGGGAGCGGCCCCCCGGCCCAGGAAGAGCACAUGGACUGUGGGCCCGCUGCCUCUGACCUGAGCGAGGAUGUAGAUUUGUCGCAGGAUGGAGUCAACGGAGAAGAGGACCUUAGUGAGGGGGAGAAGUGCAGGCGGAGAGCAGAGCGGCGCAGAGCAAAAAGAAAACGUCGUAGAAAGAAAAAGAGGCAAGGGCUAAUUCAGCAAAAAGAUCAGGAUGAUGAUGAUGAGGAGGAAGAGGCCGGAGCAGAGUCUGAGCUCGAAGACAGUGAAUCUGACACGGAAGACGGGAAUGAUUUGCAGAAGGAAGUCAAACCUGUAGAUUUGACCAAACCAACAACCACUACAGUAACAUCUUCUCCAGGAAUAAAAGCUCAGCAGAAAAACCAAAGCCAAUCCAAACCUGCUGAAGAGGAACCUGAAUGGGACGUAAGCAGUGCCUUCUUUGCCAACGCUGCUAGUCAUAUUCGGCCCAAAGUUGCAAGUCGCAAAUCAAGAGACAACAAGGAAAACGAAGCCAAGAAAGAGACAAAUGGACACACAGAUAUGAUGAGCAAGAAAAGUGCCUCGUUAACAGAAAAAGGGAUUAAACUGGUCCAAGAGGGGCAGUAUGCACAAGCGGUCUCAAUGUUUACAGAAGCUAUUAAAUGCGAUCCAAAGGAUUACAGGUUCUUUGGGAAUCGCUCUUAUUGCUACAGCUGCUUGGAUCAGUUUCCACAGGCUCUGGCUGAUGCUGAGCGCUCCAUUCAGCUGGCACCUGAUUGGCCAAAGGGGUAUUUUCGCAAAGGUAUAGCACUAAUGGGCAUGAAGAGGUACAGUGAAGCUGAAAAGGCGAUGGAGAAGGUUCUGAGACUGGACACAGACUGUGAGGAAGCGGUCACAGAUCUAUUCAAUUGUAAAGUGCUGCAGUUAAUGGAGCACGGUUUUGAUGAAAUGCAAAGUGUCUUUCUACUGGAGAAAUUCACAAGUGUGCAAGCUGUUUUGUCAUCAGAUGCUGUAAAAGGCACCGCACAAGAUCUAUUGGCAUCGCAAACAGGCCCUUGUCCUUCUCUCUGGGUUGGAAACGUGACAACUGAACUAACGGAAAAACACAUUUUGGAUCUCUUUAAAACAUGUGGUGAAAUUGAAAGCAUUCGAGUUCUACAUGAAAGAUUCUGUGCUUUUGUAAAUUUCAAAGACACCAACAUGGCCGCUCGAGCCAUGGAGAAACUGAAUGGUCAUUGUAUAGAGAACACUCGAUUAGUUGUGCGCUAUCCUGACCGCCGCCCGAGAGCCAUUCCUAUGCCACUUAAGACCUGUCUGUCUCUCACACAACAAGCUGGGAUGUCUGCAGGAGCGAGACGUCGGGGCCCUGUGAACGAAGACGAGUGUUACUUCUGGAGAACAACCGGCUGCCAUUUUGGGGAUAAAUGUCGUUAUAAACACAUUCCAGAUCAGAAGGGCAAGGACAGGAAGCCAUGGCAACCUUGA
Messenger RNA from Knipowitschia caucasica, 1506 nucleotides. NCBI's taxonomy places the organism in Eukaryota, Metazoa, Chordata, Actinopteri, Gobiiformes, Gobiidae. The record is from the annotation of a GenBank genome assembly.